Messenger RNA from Mercenaria mercenaria, 1446 nucleotides. RefSeq names its product sushi, von Willebrand factor type A, EGF and pentraxin domain-containing protein 1-like. Gene Ontology annotation, molecular function: calcium ion binding. The record is from RefSeq and is a predicted model, not a curated record. The transcript is spliced from 9 exons. The coding region runs from base 124 to 1431 and encodes 435 amino acids. NCBI's taxonomy places the organism in Eukaryota, Metazoa, Mollusca, Bivalvia, Venerida, Veneridae.
UUUCCACCGAAAAUUCCUGGAAACGGUAGCGUCAGUAUUACGAAUGGGACAACAUAUGAAUCUGUUGUAACAUUUGCUUGCAAUACUGGGUUUGAUUUAAAGGGCAAAAACAGUGUCUUUUGCAUGGCUAAUAGUUCAUGGGAUGUGCCGUCACCUAGCUGCAUUAUUAGAGACUGCGGUGACUUACCGACUCCAGAAAACGGAAUGAUCACCUAUUCCAGAAAUCUGACAACGUACGGGUCCAGUGCUACAUACACUUGCCAACCUGGGUAUAAGGUAAAUGGUUCAGAUAUAAAACAGUGUGAAGCAUCAGGAAAUUGGAGCGGCAACACCACACAUUGUGAAAUAAAAAAUUGCGGGAACCUGAGCCAUCUACACAAUGGAAGAGUUAACAUGUCGAAUGGCACAACAUACCAGUCAGUAGGAAAGUACAAAUGUAACACCGGUUACACGUUAAAUGGAGACAACAGUACUACAUGUACAGAAACAGGACAUUGGAAGAAUCAUAGCGUGGAAUGCAAAAUAAAUGAUUGUGGUUCUCCAGUCCAGCCUGGUAACGGUAGCGUUGACACACCAAAAGGAACAACUUUCGAGUCUGUUGUAACAUUUUCUUGCAACACUGGUUACGAUUUGGAAGGCGAAAGACAUGCCAUUUGUCAAGCUAGUAGUUCUUGGAAUAUAACAUCGCCUACAUGCAGUAUAAAAGACUGUGGAAAACCAAACCAAACAACCAAUGGAAAGUACUCGCUAGAUGCAAGACAGUUGACGGUUUUCAAUCAUACUGUAACCUACAAAUGCAAUUCCGGCUUCGAAACAGCUGAUGUCACGUUAAUUACAUGUAAUUCAUCUGGAAAAUGGAGUAGUCUGCCACCGAAGUGCAAUGAUAUUGACGAAUGUGAUCGAUAUACAGCAAGGUGCCAUAGGCGUGCACAGUGCACGAACACCAAUGGGUCAUACAAGUGCAAGUGCGAUGAUGGCUUUGAUGAUAUCUCUAAGAAUGGGGAAGUAGGAAUUGAAUGUCAAGAUAUCAACGAAUGUGCCAACGACAAGACAAACCCCUGUAACAAGAAAGGAUCCCAGUGUAUUAACUAUCCCGGAGGGUUUCUGUGUCUAUGUGACGACGGCUGGACUGACAAAAACUGCAGUACAGAUAUAAAUGAAUGCUUGGAUAAUACCACUUGUGGUGUUCUAGCUUCUUGUGAAAACUAUGAUGGAGGCUACAACUGCACAUGCGAUCCUAAAUUCCCUAAAGGAGAUCCGAAAAUACAUUGUUACGAAAAUGUCAUUAUACACCUGGAGACGGUUGUAACUCGCUUCAGAGGAGAAGAUCAACUGAUAGACGCAAAACCUAUUCAUAACAGAUUUCCAUACUUCGGAGUGGAAUACAACUCUUACAGGGUAUUUUCUUCGGAACUUCCUGAAUAUACGUAGCAGCAUUUCUUAGUU